AUGUUGAGGCCAUCCUUCCAGACUCUGCAGCGCUCGCUGCACAGCUCGCUGCUCGUCGCCCGAUCCUCGGCAUCGUCCUCGAUCGCAGCUGCAGGUCGCAACACUGCUCCCGCGCAGCCAUGGCGCUCGCUUUCGUCCGCGGCCAAGGGCGCCAACUCCACCCUUGCGUCCAUGGCUCGUUCGCAGCUCGCUGCGCCCAAGUCGUUGCCCAACGCACAGACGCAGGUCCGAGGAGUUCGAACCAGCCCCUUCCGCCCCAACGGCGGUAGUGGCUCGGGCGGCCGAUUCGCCUUUGCUGCGCCCCACACUGCGCCUGCCGCGGAUGCGCCCACCAGCAUCUCGCAGCCAGGCGGCUGGACUCGCGCCCUGACCAGCCUCGGCAUCAUCGGCGGCACGGCGUUCGCCGCCAACAUGUUCUUCAACCGUGAAACGCGCGACUCGCUGCAUCCCGUCGAGGCAAGCUACCUGCACAGCACCUUCAUGUACCUCGCCGGCGGCCUCACCCUCACCGGUGCUGCCGCCGUGGGCCUCCACCGCUACGGCGUCUCGCAGCGCGUGAUGAUGGCGAACCCUUGGCUCGUGCUCGGUGUCGGCCUCGUUGCUAGUAUCGGCGGCAUGAUCGGUGCGACCUCGCUGCCACCCGGUCAUCCCAUGAAGGUGCCGUCGUGGCUACUCUUCAACGCUUCGCAGGCCGCCGUGUUGAGCCCGCUGCUCUUCCUCAACCCUGCGGUGCUGUCGCGUGCGGCGCUCUACACCGCCGGUCUCGUCGGCUCGCUCUGCUACGUCGGCGCGACGGCCAAGGAGGACAAGUACCUCUGGAUGGGCGGCCCGCUGCUCGCCGGUGUGACCAUCGUGGCGCUCUCGUCGCUGGCUCCCAUGAUCCUGCCGCGCACCGCCUUCCGCACGCUCGCGGCUACAGAGGCGCUGUCGCUCUAUGGCGGUCUGGCCGUGUUUGGUGCGUUUGUGCUGUACGACACGCAGAGGAUCCUCAAGCAUGCCCAGAUGGUGCGCGCCGGAUACACGCAGGGCGACCCGCUCGCCGAAUCGAUCAGCCUCGAACUCGACUUUAUCAACAUCUUUGUUCGCAUGGUUCAGAUCCUCGGCAUGCAGCAGAACCGCCGCAAGUGA
Messenger RNA from Moesziomyces antarcticus, 1128 nucleotides. RefSeq lists its product as uncharacterized. The transcript has a single exon. NCBI's taxonomy places the organism in Eukaryota, Fungi, Basidiomycota, Ustilaginomycetes, Ustilaginales, Ustilaginaceae. The record is from RefSeq and is a predicted model, not a curated record. The coding region runs from base 1 to 1128 and encodes 375 amino acids. Gene Ontology annotation, cellular component: mitochondrial inner membrane.